Chanos chanos (milkfish) is the source of this 834-nucleotide messenger RNA. It is a transcript of the gene scn3b, whose product is annotated as sodium channel, voltage-gated, type III, beta. Gene Ontology annotation, biological process: regulation of sodium ion transmembrane transporter activity; sodium ion transport; ventricular cardiac muscle cell action potential. Gene Ontology annotation, molecular function: sodium channel inhibitor activity; transmembrane transporter binding. The record is from RefSeq and is a predicted model, not a curated record. Bases 9 to 659 code for a protein of 216 amino acids. The transcript has 6 exons. Lineage: Eukaryota; Metazoa; Chordata; Actinopteri; Gonorynchiformes; Chanidae. Gene Ontology annotation, cellular component: voltage-gated sodium channel complex.
GUCCGAACAUGAAAACUCAAACGAGGGCUGUGUUUCAUUGUCUGUCAAUUUUGAUUUUAACAGUGCAGGUGAGCCAGCCUGUCUGUGUAGAUGUGACCCCAGAGACAGAGGCCGUGCUUGGUUCCACCAUGAAGCUCUCCUGUAUUGCCUGUAUGAAGAGAGAGGAGAUCAACGCAGAAACGGAGGUUCACUGGCAUUAUAUCACAAAGGACAGGAGUAAAAACAUAACUAUUUUUAGGUAUAGAGGGACACCGGAAGCGGUCGGUGAAAUAUGGAAGGAUCGUCUCACGUGGAAUGGUAGCAAGGAUCUACAGGACGUCUCCAUUAGCAUCAAAAAUGUCACACUAAACGACACGGGCACAUACGAGUGUUUGGUGUUCCGCAAAUUUUUCUAUGAUUCAUACACACCAUCCUUUGUAGAAAAUAGGACCAUCAAUCUGGUGGUGCUGGAGAAAGCAGGUGACGACAAAACCGCGUUCUACUCAGAGAUCAUGAUGUAUGUCCUGCUGGUUUUCCUCACCUUCUGGCUCCUGGUGGAAAUGAUCUAUUGCUACAGGAAGAUUUCCAAGUCUGAUGAGCAAGCUCAGGAUAACACGACAGACUACCUAGUCAUUCCCUCUGAAAAUAAAGAAAACCCAGGCCCUCCAGUAACCGAAUAAAAGUGGUUGUCUCACACAAAAAAUACGGUACUGAGGACAGUUUUCCAUUCAUGGGGAGGAAGUCUGAUCUUUUUCAAACCCAGGCUGAAUCUGUCAGAGCUGCUCUGCGCAGGCAGGCCUGGAAACCUGCCAAACAAAUUCCCUGUUGUCAUGGUCGCUUUAUGUGCAAAGCAAA